Molecule: messenger RNA, 963 nt
Organism: Myxozyma melibiosi
Lineage: Eukaryota; Fungi; Ascomycota; Lipomycetes; Lipomycetales; Lipomycetaceae
Product: inosine triphosphate pyrophosphatase-like protein
Exons: 6
Coding region: 142-699 (185 amino acids)
Biological process (GO): nucleoside triphosphate catabolic process
Cellular component (GO): cytoplasm
Molecular function (GO): nucleoside triphosphate diphosphatase activity
Source: RefSeq, a predicted model, not a curated record
GUUCUUAUCUCUGCCUUUGAUAUCUUCACUGCUUGCUAAUCAUCGUCAGUCACGGUUGACUAGAUAUAGAAUUACUCAUUUACUGUGUUCACAAUUCGUGGGGUUAAUUUACUUAUUUGUCGGAAUUCUCGGGUUUUGAAAAUGGCUCCUACUAUUACUUUUGUCACCGGCAACGCCAACAAACUGAAAGAAGUGCAGGCAAUAAUGUCAGACAGCGUGCCGUUGACGAACAAAUCGCUUGAUCUUGACGAGCUGCAGGGCACGAUUCUCGAGGUCGCGGAGAAGAAGUGUAAGGAGGCUGCUUCUAUUGUCGAAGGUCCCGUCCUGGUCGAAGAUACCGCGCUCUCAUUCACCGCCUACGGCGGUCUCCCCGGUCCUUACAUCAAAUGGUUCAUGGAGAAAGUAGGUCACGAAGGCAUCAACAACAUGCUCGCGGCGUACGACGACAAGUCCGCGCAGGCCAUCUGUACGUUCGCGUUCACCGAGGGGCCGGGGCAGGAAGUUAAGAUUUUCCAGGGCGUUCAGGAUGGAACUAUCGUGCCGGCGCGAGGACCGGUCGGGUUUGGCUGGGAUCCAUGCUUUCUACCAAACGGAUACGACCAGACAUACGCUGAAAUGCCAAAGGCUUUGAAAAACACGAUUAGCCAUCGUUUCAAGGCUUUGAUGCUGCUCAAGGAGUUUCUCUUGGCUAGAGAGUAGGUUGGUGUAGAAUAUAGACUGGUUUUUGUGGGAGGGGAUUGUAGAUAGGUUUAUAGAAAUGGUUGUAUAUUCUUAAUUAGUUCGAUGGUUGACUCUAUUCGUCGUCUUCCUCGUCUUCUUCGUCGUCUUCUUCCUCCUCACUCCCCUCACUCUCACUCUCACUCCCACUCCCACUCCCACUCUCACUCUCACUCUCACUCUCCUCACUCCCCCCAUCCUCCCGAGUAUUAUCAAUCACCCACUGCUUCGCCCACUCGACAAUCC